This is a messenger RNA of Rotaria sp. Silwood2, 363 nucleotides long. The record is from the annotation of a GenBank genome assembly. Lineage: Eukaryota; Metazoa; Rotifera; Eurotatoria; Philodinida; Philodinidae.
AUGAGUGAUCCAAUAUGUCAAUUAAUGGACGAUAUUGAAGGAUUAUGUAAACGUUGUUAUCAUCUUCAAAAAUCGAAUAAUGAAAUGUAUGAUUAUAUAAAAGAAGAUAAACAAUUACAAGAAUAUAUUGAUGAAAAUGAGAAAAUUAUUGAAAAAUAUCAUCGAAAAAUAAAUGAAAUCUUUCAAUUCAUAAAAGAUAAUAAUAAUCAACAAGGUGAAAUACAUUGGUCACCUAUUGCGAUUGAUUAUAAAAAAAUGGAAGAAGAAGAAAAAAGAUUAUGUGAUGAAAAGAAAAAGAAAUUAGUAGGAAAUUCAACGGAUCAUGAACAAGUUAUAUCUGAUGAUAAAGGCGCAUAUUUGUAG